AUGCCGAGCGAGUUCAGUGACUCGGAGUUGGAUAACUUUAUUGUAACAAGUCAGGAUACUAUUAUCGAUUCCCCAAACAAAGAUGCCGAUUCCACGCGUCCCCCGAAACGACGACGUCUGAACAAUGAUACGAUCACGCGAAAAGCGGCCGAUAAAGCAGAGGAAGAUCAAUCGAGUGAAUAUGGAUCUGAUGACUUGGACAAUUAUCUACCUGCCCCGCGACACUCACGUCAAGAAUCCAGAUUUGACGAGAGCGAAGAUGAACUGCCUUCGAAGUAUAAGAUAUACGUGCCGAAAAAGACGAUAAGCGUUCAAGAAAAUACGUUCGUUUCGCAAACACAGCCACAUUCGAGCCCAUCGCAUAUUCGGGGCCCUCGAUGGAAAAAGCCUGAUAUUCCUGUGCAUGUUGCUCAACAAGUAAUUACUCCGCAAACUACUACCAGGAACGCCACUACUGAAGACGACGAUGAUCUACGAGCGGCAAUAGAAGCCUCACUACAUUCCUUUGAAGAAGAGCGCGGAAACCGGUCAAGCUCGAUUUCUAAACCUGAUAUUCCUGCACAAAGAGGGUCAAACGCCACACAGACAGCAGCUCCUAUACAACAAGAAACGAGCUUUGAUCUGGAUGAUAUCCCGGAGGAUGCAUUCGAUUCCUCUCCUUGUCUGUCACCUCAAACCGGACCUACAACGUCUACCUUCUCAACCCGUCAGAUUCAGUCACAACGAACUAAUCUCCGACAGACAACUCUCUUUCAACUAGCCACACGAGACUCGACCCAAGCAAUCCGUAACGUGUCCCCGCCGCCGAGAGAUGAGCCACCAACACAUCACAAAUUAGAUCAAAAUGAACUGAACACUUGGGUCUAUCCGACUAAUAUCGGCACGGUCAGGGACUAUCAAUUCAAUAUAUCACAAAAGGGACUUUUUUACAAUCUUUUGGUGGCUCUGCCUACUGGUCUUGGAAAGACAUUCAUUGCGGCUACGGUCAUGUUGAAUUGGUUUAGGUGGACAAAGGAUGCGCAAAUAGUUUUCACUGCCCCGACUAAACCCUUGGUUUCGCAACAAGUCGCCGCCUGUUUGGGUAUUGCAGGUAUACCUCGCUCUGACACGACGCUUUUGACGGGCAACGUUCCCCCUGGCACUCGUGCGGAAGAAUGGCAGACCAAGAGAGUCUUUUUCAUGACACCACAAACCUUGAUAAACGACCUGAAAACAGGAAUUGCAGACCCCAAGAGGAUCGUUUUGUUGGUCGUCGACGAAGCUCAUCGGGCCACCGGUGGGUACGCUUAUGUUGAAGUUGUCAAGUUUCUGCGACGGUUCAAUCAAAGUUUUAGAGUGCUGGCACUGACUGCUACUCCUGGCUCUACUGUAGAGGCAGUCCAAGCCGUUAUUGACGGGUUGGACAUAGCUCGAGUCGAGAUUCGUACCGAGCAGUCUCUUGAUAUCAGACAGUAUGUCCAUGCACGCAAUGUCGAUGUACAAACUUUUACAAAUUCCGAAGAGAUGAGCCUUUGCAUGGAUCUUAUGUCCAAGGCGUUGCAACCAAGUGUCGAUCAGCUGCGGAAUAUGAACGCAUAUUGGGGACGAGACCCAAUGAUGCUCACUGCGUUUGGUCUGACCAAGGCACGACAACAGUGGAUGGCAUCUGAUGCAGGUCGAAAUGCAAACUUUGGUCUGAAAGGCAAAGUCAAUGCUCUUUUCACUGUGCUUGCUAGUCUAGCACAUUCUAUCGACUUGCUAAAGUAUCACGGCAUUGUCCCGUUCUAUAACCAUUUGGUAUCAUUCAAGUCGAAUACAGAUGGCCAGAAAGGCGGCAAGACUCAGCGCGCUCUAGUUCAAGAUGAUAAUUUCAAAAAGCUUAUGGAUCAUCUUCAACCUUGGUGUCGGGAUACUGAAUUCAUCGGACACCCAAAGCUGGGCUAUCUGAGAGAAUUAGUACUUAAUUACUUCAUGGACAAUGGAGAAGGCACAGAAGAAACCAGUGGAACAUCAAACACGAGAGUCAUGAUCUUUGCCCAUUUUCGUGACAGUGCCGAGGAGAUUACGAGGGUUUUAAAGCGACAGGAGCCCAUAAUUCGUCCACAUGUCUUCGUAGGACAGGCCAAUGCCAAGGGUUCCGAAGGUAUGGAUCAAAAAACCCAACUAAGUGUCAUUGAAAAAUUCAAGAAUGGUACAUACAAUACUAUCGUUGCCACAUCAAUUGGUGAGGAAGGUCUGGACAUCGGUGAGGUGGACCUCAUUGUAUGUUAUGAUUCCUCUGCCAGUCCGAUCCGAAUGUUGCAAAGAAUGGGCCGUACUGGACGAAAACGUGCUGGCAAUAUCAAACUGCUGCUGAUGCAAGGAAAGGAGGAAGAAUCAUAUAUCAAAGCGAAAGAUAACUACGAAAAGAUGCAAGAGCUCAUCGCUAGUGGCACUCGGUUUGAGUUUCACGACGACAAAUCGGCACGCAUCUUGCCUAAGGAUGUGAGGCCGACAGUGGACAAGCGAGUGGUUGAAAUUCCACUUGAGAACUCACAGGCAGACCUGCCUGAGCCGAAGAAAAAGGGACGUGCACCUAAACGACCUCCUAAGAAGUUCCAUAUGCCGGAUGGAGUCGAAACUGGAUUCACAAAAGCCUCGCGUAUUGGUGAAGAAGGUGGUGAUAUCCGCAGUAUGCUACAAAAAAGCAGUGCGAAAAAGAUAGAGCCAAAGAAGCGAAAAACACCACCUAAGCCUGUUGCAGUCGUCAAAGUUCCAUUAUGCGAGGAAGUGACAUUGACACCAGAAGAAGAACGCGAACUGGAGAUUAGAUAUCGCAAUAUCGGAGGCACAGCACCUCAAUUCAUCUGCCAACCACGUAAUGACGCAUUUCCCAGUUUACAGCGAACUCAUAGACCGACGAAGUUGGUACCACAUGGAUCUUUCACACGACGAAUGGUUGUUGCUCUGCAGAAGAUGGAAGCCACCUUGCCUGAUUGCGAUGAAAAAUAUGACUCUAUUAUUGCGAGCAUCCGACGAAAUGCCAAUGCAUUACCGAUAAAACAGGUUUCAACUGUUUCCAACAAGAAGUCUAGAAAACCCACAACGUCUGAGGCUCCAAAACCCACGAAGAACAAUGUAGUUCGACGAGUCAACAGCCCGUCACCUCCACGUCAAACGAAGCCUGCUUUGCCCGAUUCUCCUUUGAUGUGUACGCCGUAUGCCGAUGAAAAUAACGAGGAUGACCACAAACCUUUCUUUGUCUCUCAAAUAAGUGGUAUGGAUGCUUCAGAUAUUGAUUUAUCAGAUAUUGAAACGCUUGCCCGGGAAGUUGAUUCAGCUCCCUCCAGAAAGUCCAAAUCUAGACCGACAGUGAUUGAUAGUGAUGAUGAUGGCGACCACGAUGAUAAUUUCAAUUUCUUCGGCAUAUGA
This is a messenger RNA of Talaromyces marneffei, 3390 nucleotides long. RefSeq lists its product as uncharacterized. The record is from RefSeq and is a predicted model, not a curated record. The transcript has a single exon. Bases 1 to 3390 code for a protein of 1129 amino acids. Lineage: Eukaryota; Fungi; Ascomycota; Eurotiomycetes; Eurotiales; Trichocomaceae. Gene Ontology annotation, biological process: double-strand break repair via synthesis-dependent strand annealing; replication fork reversal; interstrand cross-link repair. Gene Ontology annotation, molecular function: four-way junction helicase activity; ATP binding; 3'-5' DNA helicase activity.